Molecule: messenger RNA, 1428 nt
Organism: Acytostelium subglobosum LB1
Lineage: Eukaryota; Evosea; Eumycetozoa; Acytosteliales; Acytosteliaceae
Exons: 3
Coding region: 1-1428 (475 amino acids)
Source: RefSeq, a predicted model, not a curated record
AUGUCACUCCGAUUCAUUGGUUCAAUAUUGCACAGGUCAAAGACUGUAGUAUCAUGCAGAACUAGUAGUGCGGCCAUCUUGCAUACAAGAUAUAUAUCAUACUCCAAAUGUACAUUGUCACAACAACAACAGACACAACAACAACAAAGACAGAAUGAGUAUAAAGUAGAAGGUAAUGGAGCAUAUGUACAUGUACAUAAGAUGCAACAUAAGUACCCAUUUGGAGUGAAGAAGGAUGAGGUCAGAAUGCAAGAGUUGUUUGAUAAGAAGGACUAUAGUAGCGUGUUGGCUCAGAUCAAUCGACGCGUGACAGAGAUCACUCAUAAUAUAUUACAUCUGGCAAUACAGUCGGUGCUAGAGAUGAAGAAUGACUUUGUCCAAAAGUGUCAAAGCAAUCAAUUGUUGGAGGAUGAUGUCAAGAUGAUCGAUGCCAAGAUCAAGACCAACACCUAUCUCGUGCUCACUCGCUGUCUUCAAAAGAAGUUCCCGGCCAAAGACAUUGUCAACUUCCUCCAAGGCAUGGACGUCCCCAAAGACAUCGACUUCUUCAAGCCACUCUUUGUCGACAUUGAACCCUUUCACAUCGUUCAGCUCAACACCAUCAUGCAAGACUAUGGAGUCCCCAUCGUAGCUGGCUCACAUGAACAUGCUGCUAUACUAGAGUCGUAUAUAUUGACGAAUAACAUUCAGUACGCGAUCGAUCAGUUGGACAAGUUGACAGCGAGCGAGAUAUCACCAAAGCUCAUGGAGAUCAUGGUGUCAUCAUUCAUUGAGGUCGGUCGUAUUGACGAUGCAAGAAGGACACUAUACCGCCACAUUGACAAUGUCGAUCAGCCUCACUUCAUAUUCAGUUCCAUUCGUCUAUGUCUUGCUCUUGGACAGGUCGAGCUGGCAACCAACAUGCUUAUAAACAGUAAACAUCAGGUGGAAGUGAUGCCACUAAGGACGAUACAGGAUGUGUUGAUGACUUGUAGGAAGUACAGGGAGUAUGGACUGGCAGAGAGAAUAUUUGGUGCAAUGUCAACGGAGCAGAACUAUGAGUUGAUGCUAUGUUGGAUGAUCAAUGUCUGUUUGGAAUCACCAUCCAAGCAACAGAAGUAUAAGGAGCUGUUGCUGUCGCUGCGCCAAUCGAUGGACGUAGCCAAGAAGAGUGUGGCGCCUCCCAACAUGGUCAACUUGCACAAGAACGUGGACUACAUGAAACAACGUCUAAUGGACCCAGCGAACAGGGUAAAGGUGUCAGUGAGCACCUCCAAUGCCAAGCACGAGCGACCCGACCGUACUGGCGGCUAUCCCGCUCAUCAGCCAAGACAUCAAUCACAUCAAUCACAUCAGCCACAUCAGAGACAACACAAUUUCCAACAAUCCAGUGUCAACAAUCAUUCGAUCAAAUCUAAGGCCUCCACCAUGGUGGAGAAGUCAAGUUGA